AUGCCCCUCAUUGCACACAGCCUCUGCCACCUCCGCCACAACUUCCCCUGCAGCGCACACAUCAGGUCCAGCAACCCUGAUCCACUCACCUUCUGGCACACCGGAUCACAAGUUGUGUUGUGGAACUGGCAGACCUACGGGACACCGGUGCAGGUGGAUAAGGCAAUGUUCAUUAAGACGCAAAGCCAUGUUUAUGGGACGAACGGCUGGGUUGCGAAGCUGGUGAAGCCGCAGGGGGAGGGCGGCAAGGAGGGAUGUGGUGGAGGAGGAGGAGGUGGUGGGGGCAUAGAGAGGGGGUGCGAAGAAGGAGGGGGAGGAAGCAGGAGGAGGGGGAGGGCGCAAGAAGGGGUGUUGAGAAGGGCGCAAGAAGGAUGA
Schizophyllum commune H4-8 is the source of this 375-nucleotide messenger RNA. RefSeq lists its product as uncharacterized. NCBI's taxonomy places the organism in Eukaryota, Fungi, Basidiomycota, Agaricomycetes, Agaricales, Schizophyllaceae. The record is from RefSeq and is a predicted model, not a curated record. The coding region runs from base 1 to 375 and encodes 124 amino acids. Gene Ontology annotation, molecular function: phosphatidylinositol-4,5-bisphosphate phospholipase C activity. Gene Ontology annotation, biological process: lipid metabolic process; phosphatidylinositol-mediated signaling. The transcript has a single exon.